AACCCUUUCCAGAAUUCACAAAUGUUGACACGCUGCUUUAUUAACUUCAGGUCUUUUUUUCAAAGUGACAUGCAUAUGGAAGGCAUCCCUCCCAUCCAUCCCUUCCCUUCUCGAGAUGGUGUUUGCCUCUUGUGAUGCUCAUGCUGCUGAUUAGAGACCACAUCCUUCCCAUCAGAUUCAUCAACAGCAUGGAACCCAGAAACCAAACAGAUGUUUCAGAAUUUCUUCUCCUGAGACUGACAGAGGAUCCAGAACUAAAGAUCGUCUUCUUCAGACUGUUCCUGUCCAUGUACCUGGUCACGGUCCUGGGAAACCUGCUCAUUGUCCUGGCUGUCCUCUCUGACUCCCACCUCCACACCCCCAUGUACUUCUUUCUCUCCAAUCUGUCCUUUACUGACAUCUGUUUAAGCACAUCCCUGAUGCCAAAGAUCCUGGUGAACAUCCAAGCACAGACUCAGAGCAUCACAUACACAGGCUGCCUCACUCAGAUCUGCUUUGUCCUGACUUUUGUUUGUUGGGAUAAUUUUCUCCUUUUAGCAAUGGCCUAUGACCGCUAUGUGGCUAUUUGUCACCCGCUGAGAUACACAGUCGUCAUGAAGCCUCGCCUCUGUGUUCUGCUGGUUCUGCUGUCCUUGUUCAUUAGCACCGCAGACGCCCUGCUCCACAGUCUGAUGGUGUUGCGACUGUCCUUCUGCGCAGACCUGGAAAUCCCCCUCUUUUUCUGUGAAGUUGUUCAGGUCAUCAAACUUGCGUGUUCUGAUGCCCUCCUCAAUAACAUCCUGAUACAUUUUUCAGCCUAUGUGUUUGCUGGUGUUCCCCUUUGUGGAAUAAUUUUCUCUUAUAUUCAAAUUGUCUCCUCUGUUUUGAGAAUGCCAUCAUCAGGUAGAAGGUAUAAAGCUUUUUCCACUUGUGGGUCUCACCUCUCAGUUGUCUCCUUG
Vicugna pacos (alpaca) is the source of this 938-nucleotide messenger RNA. NCBI's taxonomy places the organism in Eukaryota, Metazoa, Chordata, Mammalia, Artiodactyla, Camelidae. The record is from RefSeq and is a predicted model, not a curated record.